AAGGGAAGGGGGGAAGGGGGAGAGAGGUUUCAAGGCCCCCAUGACCACCAUCGUCGCCAUCGCCGUCUUCUCCACCUUCGCCUCUCAAUAGACCCUCUCUCUCUUUCUUUCCCUCGUUCCCUCAUUCCCUCCCACUUAGGUUAGUUGCGCUCAUGAAGGCUGUGGAUCGUUGCUCCUUCGAACCCCUACCAGUUUGAUUUCACGAAUCAAUUGGUGCUGCUGUCCUGAUUGAGUAAUUCUUGAGGUGUAGGGAUUGGAAUGAUUGCCUCGUGCGCAGGAGUGCAUCGCAUGCUUUUGCAGAACCGUGGUUGUAGAGGUUCAAGACGGCGAUGAUUGGAGAGAAGUGGAAGUUCAGUUGAGGCACUGAAGAGGUCGAGGAUUGAGCGCAUGCGAUGGAGAAUCAGGGGACUGCAUUGCAAGUGGACACGGCCGUGCAGGCCGUUCUGGCUGCUUUGGAUUGGAAGUCCUCUCCGGAUUCAAGACAACACGCCACUGCGUACCUUGAAUCGUUGAAAGCUGGCGAAGUUCAUGUAUUAGCUACCGUUGCUUUUGCUUUGGUCAAACCCGAUCGGACUUCUGAAGUCCGUCUUGUCGGUUUGAAGUUGCUUCAGCAUUUGAUACGGAUGCGUUGGGAGAGUUUGAAUGUUGAUGAGAGGCAACAAAUGGUGUCUAUGGCAGUCAACUUGUUACAAGAAAGCGCAAAGCCUAAUGAACCUUGGGUUCUUAAGAGUCAAGUUUCGGCUCUCAUGGCUGAGGUAGCUCGAAGAGAAGGGCCACCAUUGUGGAAAGAUAUGCUCCCUGCUUUGUAUGCUAUGGGCAGCAUCAGUGCUCUUCAUGCAGAAUUAGUCGCGACGUUCUUUCGUUGGCUUCCCGAGGAUGUUACUAUUCAUAAUGAAGAUUUAGAUGGAGAGCGUCGAAGGCAAUUGCUACAAGGUCUUUCUCAGACGUUGCCAGAAACCUUACCAUUUCUGUUCAAGCUUCUAGAUCAUCACUUUGGAACAGCUAUGGCAGCGGCAAAGCAAAAUCAGAUGGAGUCUGUAGCACAACAUGCUGCAGCUGUGACUGCAGCCUUGAAUGCUGUAGUUGCAUAUGCGGAGUGGGCUCCUGUGGUUUCACUCGCUAAUCAUGGGCUCAUCAAAGCAUGUGGUUUCUUGCUGAGUGCUGCGGAGUUCCGCUUAAGUGCUUGCGAGGUAUUCAAGCUUCUGGCAGGAAGGCGUAGGCCACUUGAUGAAUCAGCUGGAAAUUACAAUGUUGUCAUGGAGGGUGUUUUUGACACCCUUUGCAAUGCUUCAAAAGCAUAUUUCUUUGAGCUUAAUAAGCUUGCAGCUUCUGGUGAGGAAAAGGAUGACGAUUUUGAGCGAUUUGGUGAAUGCCUGUGUGAAGCGAUGGUGGCUUUGGGCUUGCAAAAUCUUCAUUGCAUUGCUCGAAAUGAUUCAAAAGUUACUGAUUUUCUUCAUCAGAUGCUUUGCUUCCUUCAACAUCCUAAGCUUGCUUUACAUUCUCUAGCCUUACCUCUUUGGGCGACAUUGCUUCGGGAGUCGUCCUUGGCUAUGAGUACCACAGAUCAUCAAGGGCUCACUGAAAAGGAAAAGGAGAAGCGAAGUCAUGCAGUUCAUAUCUCUCCGGACUUUUGUGCUUUACUAUUAGACAUUGCAUUUCAACGGCUAUUGAUUAAAGAUGGUGGAGAUGAAAGCUGGGUUCAAGAGUUUUCGAGUGCUAGUGACUUCAGCCAGUUCCGGAGUCGACUCGUUGAGGUCGUUCGUCAUGUUGCAUCUCAGCAACCUGUUCUAGCAGCCUCCAAAGUUGCCGGUCGCCUCCAGGUUGCUUUUAGCAGUUCAACCUUCGAAUCGGUAUCUAGCAAGGAAGUUACGACUCUUGAGACCACCCAAUCCUUUCUUGAGAACAUCAUGAACGGAAUACAAGAGAAGACCAUGGCAGCUGCCUUGGCCAUCAGUGCAUCUCCUAAUGAACUCAAAACCCUUCUUGAAGGUAUCUUGCAACUCUUGUUGACAGUGAAAUGGGAAGGACCUAUACUGGUUGAGCUUCACACGCGUCAUUUCGAUGCCAUGGGUCCUUACUUCAAGCAUGCCUCAGCUGCCAUUCCUGUUGUUGUGGAAAAGCUCUUCGAGCUUUUGACAUCUUUGUCUCCGUCCAGAGAAUAUGGGGAUACUGAGAAAGAUACUAUGAGAGCUCGACUUCAAGUGUGUACCUCCUUCCUACGACUAGCAAGGGCAGGGGAUGCAGCCAUGUUGCCGUACAUGCAGGGUAUUGCUGAAAGAAUGACAACAUUACAUAGUCAAGGACGUAUGGUGCGAUCAGAGCUAAAUCUUUUAGGCGAGUCACUAUUAAUCGUUGGAUCCGCUGCAGGGAGUGAGCAGCAGUUGCAGGUCUUAGGCUGGCUCUUUGGGCCUAUGCAGCAGCAAUGGAUCCAACCUGCUUGGCAAGACAAGUACUUGGCUAACCCUGCAUGUCUUGUUCGACUUCUUAUUCAAGAUUCGAGCAUUGCUGAUGCGCACGAGGAAAUGUGGUCGAUGUACCAUACAGUGACUUUCUUCGAACGAGCACUUCGGAGGUGUACGAGUCCUGUUGGUAAAGCCUCCAGUGAUCCAUCAGCUACUGCUGACUAUGUUGAUAUAGAUGGUGCAGUCACGCCGACCACUGGUCAUGCCAUGAUCCCACAUUUAACAUGGAUGGUGUCGCCUCUUUUGAAGCUCUUAAGGUGCAUGCAUGCAUUGUGGUCCCCAUCAGUGGUAACAAGCUUACCUCUUCACGUGCAAGGAGCCUUGGUAAUGACUGAAUCUGAGCAAGCCGCUCUCCUUGGAGAGCUGGCACCAUCUAGGGGAAGUGCUGUCACAGGAGCUGACUCUGGAAGCAACAUUGAACACAACAAAGUAAAAGAAAUUAGGACGUGGUUAAAAGGUGUCCGCGAUGCUGGGUAUAACAUUUUAGGACUCGCUGCUAUCCGGGUUGGAGAAGGUUUUUUCGUUGAAGUAGAUGGACGAUCUGCGGCUCUGGCAACUGCGUUGCUUGAGAAUAUUGAACAUAUGGAGCUUCAUCACACUCGUCAGCUCCUUCAUCUGGUCGUGAUUCCGCUGGUGAAAGUUUGCCCCGCUGCUUUGUGGGAUCCAUGGUUGAGGUUGCUCUUACCACCAGUUCUCAUCCAUUGCCAUCGGGUACUGACAACAGCUUGGACUAGCCUAAUCAGAGAGGGGUCAGUGAAAAUCCCUAGUAAUCGGUCUGUAGGUUCAGAUAUCAACUAUCAGAGCUCUAUGCAGCAGAUAAAGUCAGAGGUCAUAAAAGAGAAGCUCUUAAGGGAUUUGACGCGAGAGACUUGUCAGUUGCUCUCCACCGCAGCUUCUCCAGCACUGAAUCGUACAACUCAACAGGAUACAUCCGAAGGGGAUGGCGGGGGGAUGGAUGUCGCAGGGUUGCAGCAGUUAAAUACAGGGAACAGUCUGAUCUGGUUUUUACUGCAGCUUGGAGAGGCAGCGACAGCUGCUCUUCAUGUGGGAAUCGAUGCUCUGGAGUGGCCAGACAGUGAGUCUGUCCACAAGGCUCUUGUUUUCUGUGCUGCUGUUACAAAUGUGGCUGCAUUGGCCAGUGAUUCUCAGCUGCAGGAGGUGGUUGCAAAGGACAUGUUUAGUUCUGCUAUUCGUGCGCUCAUGUUGGAGAGCAAUGCAUCUGCACAGUCCGAGCUUGUAGGGCUACUUCGCGAUAUUUACUUGCGAAUUGGCUCUCGCCUCUCAACUCCUCGUCAGGUCCUUUUGGCUCUCCCUUCGAUAACCCCAGACAGCUUGUCAACCUUUGAAUCUGCAUUAUAUAAAAGUGCGAGUGCUAAGGAACAGCGGCAGCUUAUCAAGAAUUUUUUGCUCUCUGCUGGAGGAGACCAGCUUAAGGCCCUCCUACCUCAGAAGAAUACAAAUGUCAUUACUAACGUCACAAAUCCUGCUCCAAGGCGUUUUUCAGAGCGAGCAUCCCAUCGUGAUCGGGAAGAGUUUGGCAACAUCGGAUUGGCAGCUAUCAUCUGAGUUUGAACACCUGCCUCAGACAAAAAGUUCCAUCUUUCACCCUGCUAAAAGAACCAAAACCUGCAUGAAUAAAGUGCGGCUAGGUCGUAUUCAUAUUGACGUACGGAGUAUGUUCUUCUAGAGUUCCGACAUAAACCCUCAAAGCUUUUUGACUCGGAAGAUUAAGGGAUUUACACGUAAUAGUUCGCUGCUUGGUAGGAGUGGCAAGUUCACUAGUUGGCCAUUGUAUGGCUACAAACUAUCACUUGAGUUUUGUUCCCGGAUAAUGGAUUUUUAGUUCACAUGUAGAUUUCUGAUU
Molecule: messenger RNA, 4326 nt
Organism: Physcomitrium patens
Lineage: Eukaryota; Viridiplantae; Streptophyta; Bryopsida; Funariales; Funariaceae
Product: protein HASTY 1
Biological process (GO): RNA export from nucleus; protein export from nucleus
Cellular component (GO): cytoplasm; nucleus; RNA nuclear export complex
Molecular function (GO): small GTPase binding; RNA binding; nuclear export signal receptor activity
Source: RefSeq, a predicted model, not a curated record